CUGCUCUCGCGGCAGUUCAGACCUCGUGCUCGUCCCCCUCGCCUGUCUGUGUGUGGUAUCCGCAGGUCCGGGGCACUUUUUUUGGUGUGUGUGUAUGUGUGUGUGUUGGGUGUGUGUUUAGGGGGUUUGUCGGGGCGCGGAGAGGAGAGCCGGGCUGAGGGGAAGGAAGGAAGCUGCAGAGCUCCUCGGUCUCGGGCUGCGUCUCCUCUCCAGCGCUCUCCUCCUGCGCGCUCCGAGGCGGCGGCGGCGCCGAGCGCUCCUCGCUGGGGACGCGGCGUUCGAGCUGGGAGCAGCGAGGACCCCUUUGCGGAGGCUUCCUGUGCCCACUGGAGUUAGGAUGCCUGGAAGGUUGAUUUGCACCUACUGAGCCCGGAGUUUCCUCCUCGGCCCUGGGAAGGCUUGCAGCGGCGGCAGCGGCGGCAGUAGCAGACGGAACAGCAGGCUCUCCUCUCCGAGGGGGGGCGUCGAAGCGCCCGCGCCAGGCUCCCGCCCUUACCCUCCGGCGCUCCUGCGGCCCCAAGCCGCCACCUCGGUGCCUGCCUCCUUCCUCUUCUCGCCGAGAGCCGCCUCUGGGAUCGGACCCGGGCGCUCCGGAUGCUGGGGCUGCCCCGGCGCGCCCCCCUCCCGGCGCGACGCGCUGAGUGAUCCGGCGGGGGCCAGCGCUCGCCCUAGGAGGGGCCCCCGGCCUCGGGACCCCGCGCCGGACCCGCCGGGGAGACGACGAUGUCCGCGCAGCCCCCGGCUCUGACGCGCUCCACGCAGCCGGGGGAAGGCGGCCGGCCGCAGCCCGCCGAGCCCUAGGCGCACAAAGCCCGCGCCCGCCGCCCGGCCUCGGCGCCCGCCGACGACUUUGCCGCCUGCUCCACGGCUCUUUGUCUCCACUUGGGGCGGGCGCCCGACUCUGGGAUUUCGCUGCGAGAGCGGGCUGGGGGGGCCGGGGGCGAGCUCUCGGUUUCCCGGCCGCCCCCCGCUCGGGCUUGGCUCCCCCCUCCCCCGCACCUCCCCGGCCCGGGCUCUCGGCGCUUCCACGCUCUUGGAAUCACGACCCCUCCCUGCCAUGUAUCCGCAAGGCAGACAUCCGGCUCCCCAUCAACCCGGGCAGCCGGGAUUUAAAUUCACGGUGGCUGAGUCUUGUGACAGGAUCAAAGACGAAUUCCAGUUUCUCCAAGCUCAAUAUCACAGCCUCAAAGUGGAGUACGACAAGCUGGCGAACGAGAAGACGGAGAUGCAGCGCCAUUAUGUCAUGUACUAUGAGAUGUCCUAUGGCUUGAACAUUGAAAUGCACAAGCAGACAGAGAUUGCGAAGAGACUGAACACGAUUUUAGCACAGAUCAUGCCUUUCCUGUCACAAGAGCACCAGCAGCAGGUGGCGCAGGCGGUGGAACGUGCCAAGCAGGUCACCAUGACAGAGCUGAACACCAUCAUCGGGGUACGUGGACUCCCCAAUCUGCCUCUCACCCAACAGCAGCUCCAGGCGCAGCACCUCUCCCACGCCACGCACGGUCCCCCGGUCCAGUUGCCACCCCACCCGUCAGGCCUCCAGCCUCCAGGGAUCCCCCCGGUGACGGGAAGCAGCUCGGGGCUGCUGGCGCUUGGUGCCCUGGGCAGCCAGGCCCACCUGACGGUGAAGGACGAGAAGAACCACCAUGAGCUGGACCACAGAGAGAGAGAAUCCAGUGCGAAUAACUCAGUGUCCCCCUCGGAAAGCCUCCGGGCCAGUGAGAAGCACCGAGGCUCCGCAGACUAUAGCAUGGAGGCCAAGAAGCGGAAAGCAGAGGAGAAGGACAGCCUGAGCCGAUACGACAGUGACGGGGACAAGAGUGAUGAUCUGGUGGUGGAUGUUUCCAAUGAGGACCCAGCGACGCCUCGGGUUAGCCCGGCACACUCCCCUCCUGAAAAUGGGCUGGACAAGGCCCGUGGCCUGAAAAAGGAUGCCCCCACCAGCCCAGCCUCGGUGGCCUCCUCCAGCAGCACACCUUCUUCCAAGACCAAAGACCUUGGUCAUAAUGACAAAUCCUCCACCCCUGGGCUCAAGUCCAACACGCCAACUCCCAGGAACGAUGCUCCGACUCCAGGCACCAGCACGACCCCAGGGCUCCGGUCGAUGCCGGGCAAACCCCCAGGCAUGGACCCGAUAGCCUCGGCCCUGCGCACGCCCAUCUCCAUCACCAGCUCCUACGCGGCGCCCUUCGCCAUGAUGAGCCACCAUGAGAUGAACGGCUCCCUCACCAGCCCCAGUGCCUACGCCGGCCUCCACAACAUCCCGCCGCAGAUGAGUGCGGCUGCCGCCGCCGCUGCUGCCGCCUAUGGCCGGUCACCAAUGGUGAGCUUUGGAGCUGUUGGUUUUGACCCUCACCCCCCGAUGCGGGCCACAGGCCUGCCUUCAAGCCUCGCCUCCAUUCCUGGCGGAAAACCAGCAUACUCUUUCCACGUGAGCGCCGACGGCCAGAUGCAGCCCGUGCCCUUCCCCCACGACGCCCUGGCAGGCCCCGGCAUCCCCAGGCAUGCCCGGCAGAUCAACACACUCAGCCACGGGGAGGUGGUAUGUGCUGUGACGAUCAGCAACCCCACGCGGCACGUCUACACAGGGGGCAAGGGCUGCGUGAAGAUCUGGGACAUCAGCCAGCCGGGCAGCAAGAGCCCCAUCUCCCAGCUGGACUGCCUGAACAGGGACAACUACAUCCGCUCCUGCAAGCUGCUCCCUGACGGGCGCACGCUCAUUGUGGGCGGCGAGGCUAGCACGCUCACCAUCUGGGACCUGGCCUCGCCCACGCCCCGCAUCAAGGCCGAGCUGACAUCCUCAGCUCCCGCCUGCUAUGCCCUGGCCAUCAGCCCCGACGCCAAAGUCUGCUUCUCCUGCUGCAGCGAUGGGAACAUUGCGGUGUGGGACCUGCACAACCAGACGCUGGUCAGGCAGUUCCAGGGCCACACGGAUGGGGCCAGCUGCAUAGACAUCUCCCACGACGGGACCAAGCUGUGGACUGGGGGCCUGGACAACACUGUGCGCUCCUGGGACCUGCGGGAGGGCCGGCAACUGCAGCAGCAUGACUUCACCUCCCAGAUCUUCUCGCUGGGUUACUGCCCCACCGGGGAGUGGCUGGCCGUGGGCAUGGAGAGCAGCAAUGUGGAGGUGCUGCACCACACCAAGCCCGACAAGUACCAGCUACACCUGCAUGAGAGCUGCGUGCUCUCCCUUAAGUUCGCCUACUGCGGCAAAUGGUUUGUGAGCACUGGGAAAGAUAACCUUCUCAAUGCCUGGAGGACGCCAUAUGGAGCCAGCAUAUUCCAGUCUAAGGAAUCCUCGUCUGUCUUGAGUUGUGACAUUUCGGCGGAUGACAAAUAUAUUGUAACAGGCUCUGGUGACAAGAAGGCCACGGUUUAUGAGGUCAUCUAUUAAACAAGGACUCUAACAGGGCUGUCAAACUCUGGGAGAAACAGACUCGGCUGUGACAGGGAGACCCCGGCGAGGGGCCCCGAGGAUGGCGGAGGACAGGCGGCGAGCAGCUGAGCGUUCCGGGGCUGCGCUCUGGCAGGCUGGGGGGCACAUGCCCCGUCACGGUCCGGACUCCUGGGCAUGGAUUGAUGUGUCUCACGGACUCCGAUGGAUUUCUCUUCUCUUCCUCCCCGUUGACAAUCCUGGCAGAUGCUACCAAUAGAUUUAUUUGGAGGCUCGUGGCUCCAGCUCCCCACAGACACCCUCAUGAAUCUCUGUCUUUCCUUCCCCUUUCUUUUGACCUGUCCCCCUGCCCGGGGUCGGGGACGCUGGAGUGGACCACACAUUUGUGCUGGGGGCCCUCAUUUUCCCGAUUGUGCAGCGCACAAGAUUUGUGAAAAGUGUAAAUAGACUCCUAUCGCGGACUGGUCAGUGGGGGAGGAGGCCCCCUCCCACCAGAAACGCGAGCCGUGUAUUCGCCUGCUGUAUUUGUAAUCCACUCGCGGUGGUGGCUUUUUUUUUUUUUUGUAAACAGAAGCUCCCAUCUGGGAAGGGGAGGCAGAGAGGGAGAGCACAAUGGAGAGGGGAUAGAAUGGGGAGAAAAUCUUGGGGUGGAGGAAGGGAGCUGUAGCUGGUUGCCAGACUGAGCAUUAGGUACCCCCUGGAAUGAGUGUGCCUCCCUCCCCGGGGACUUAGGGACUUGGGUCUGAGAAGCGUCAGGAUUGAGCGCCAUGCAGACUGAUGGAUGGACAGUGCUUGAGACAGACGGACAGUGCUUGAGACGGGGCCAGCCUGGGCUGACAUCAAGAGAAACGGUCAGAUUCUUCUGUGGCCUCUCAAGCUCCUCUGUCUGCCUGCCUCUUGCCCUCUGUCCUCUCCCUCUCUCAGGUGUCUGACUCUCUCUCUCUCCCCACUCUCCCUUUCCCUUUCUCUCCCCCUCUUCCCCUCUCUCCUCCUGGCUUCGUUGGUCUCUCUCUGUAGUGCACACUUGGUUAUCGUGAUGAGAAAUGGAAGUUCACAGGAACUCCAUCUCCGGCCCUUAAUCUUCAGACACAACCUAAAAAGGACAAAAAGUUAGAGGAAAGCAUAGCAACUCAGCUCAGGGAGCUACCAGAGAAAAAUAGCAACUGAUGUGGGUGCUUUUUUUUUUUUUUUUAAUUUGAAUAAAAAGAAUUAGAAGUGAUGUCCUUUUAUAAAAUGCCUCUCCCCUUUUCCUGCCUGUGCCCCCAUCCUCGCUCCCUGGAGGGGAAAAGUGUGUUAACCUGCAGGGUUGUGGGUCUGAAAGGAUUACCCCCCAACCCACCUGGGCUGGCGGCGGGGGCUGAGGGCUCGGGUGGGGGUGGGGCACAAGUCCCGGCACACUGUGGUGACUUCUGGCCACUUUCAUUCUCUCUGGAGCCCAGACAGGUUACAGGUAGAAUAUUGUCUUCUGCAGGUACCACUUAUUGGUACCAAAAUGUUCUGAGGUAUUAGGAUUUGGGUUGCUUUUUUUUUUUUCCUUUUGGUCUUUUUUUUUCCUUCUUUUAAGGAAAAGCUAAAGGCCGUUGUGAGUCCUGGUGGUGGGCUCUCCGUGGAUGUAGCAUAUGGAAGAUAAUUUUUAUACUGCAUUUUUAUGGAUUAUUUUAUAAUGUGUGAUUCUGUCUGGUGAGAAGGAAGGAGGAGCCCCGGUGAAAACGGCCGUCUUCAGGGACGUGGAGGCCACCGCCUGGCAAGGCGCCCUGUACCUUUUCGGAAGUGGAGGGUGUCUAGAAUCUCUCUCUCUCUCUCUCUGGCUCUCAAAUGUUCGUCUGCUCCCUCUUGUGAAGGCUCUAGCCACAAGGGAGGGCGAGGGUAGAAGAAAGUUGAUUCCUGAAGAAAAAAAUGAAAAGUCAUUGUAAUGAGCUGUUUUUAUAUUUUUAAAAGUUACUAUUUAAAGGUU
Molecule: messenger RNA, 5351 nt
Organism: Diceros bicornis minor
Lineage: Eukaryota; Metazoa; Chordata; Mammalia; Perissodactyla; Rhinocerotidae
Gene: TLE3
Product: TLE family member 3, transcriptional corepressor
Exons: 20
Coding region: 1058-3397 (779 amino acids)
Biological process (GO): negative regulation of canonical Wnt signaling pathway; regulation of DNA-templated transcription
Cellular component (GO): transcription regulator complex; nucleus
Molecular function (GO): protein binding; transcription corepressor activity
Source: RefSeq, a predicted model, not a curated record